Aspergillus tanneri is the source of this 1407-nucleotide messenger RNA. Its product is annotated as Zn(II)2Cys6 transcription factor. Bases 1 to 1407 code for a protein of 468 amino acids. Gene Ontology annotation, molecular function: zinc ion binding; DNA-binding transcription factor activity, RNA polymerase II-specific. The record is from RefSeq and is a predicted model, not a curated record. The transcript has 4 exons. NCBI's taxonomy places the organism in Eukaryota, Fungi, Ascomycota, Eurotiomycetes, Eurotiales, Aspergillaceae. Gene Ontology annotation, biological process: regulation of DNA-templated transcription.
AUGGGUGUCCCUCGGAGCAGCGGCUGCUCGCUUUGUGUGAAACGCCGAGUAAAGUGUGACGAGAGGGUUCCUGGAUGUGCAAAAUGCGAGACCUACGGGAGACCCUGUCCUGGAUAUGAGCGGGGCUUCAAAUUUGUUGCUGCAAAGCUGUAUCGUUCCCGACGACGACCAAAGACAGAAGAUAGCCCGAACGACGGUGUUGAUCCGACUAGUAUGGACUGCAAUGCAGAUAUCGUCUCGCAGAUUGUGCGUCAGUUGCAAGUCCGGAAGACUGAGCCAAUUUCUCUAUUAUCUGUCGAUUCAAAUGUGAUACAGAGUCUGGAUACUGUCAUUGAAGAGGUCUCUCGGCCGUUUCAUUUAAACUCGGCCUACGUUGUCUCUCGUUGGUUGAAGUUUCUCCCGCUUUUGUACGGACGUAACAGGGCUUUGGAUUCGACUAUUAAGUGCUUUGUUUCGCAUCAUAUUGGUAGUAUCACCCAGAAUAAGCAGGCUGUUUUAUAUGCUAGAUCCGCAUACGUGGAGGCACUAAGGAGGCUACGAGUGUCUAUCGAUAAUCCACUGGAAGGACUUUCCUCGGAAGUGUUCUGCUCUGUUCUGUUACUGUGCAUGUACGAGCUCUUUGCCAAAACAAACGACGCGGACUCGUGGAUGACACAUGCCAAAGCAUUGAGUCAGUUGACUGAAAUUCGAGGAUGCGAUCGCUAUGUCGACGAGUUUGACUUUACCCUACUGAAAGCGUCUCGUGGGCUAAUUGUCAUGUAUUCCCUCUUUUCUGGCCGUCCAUGCUACCUGGCCUCGAAGGAAUGGCAUUUUGUGAUGAAAGGACACGUCAAUACCGGGUUAGAAUUCGGAUUUGACCGCCUUGUGGAAGAUUUCUUUGCCUACUUUACCUUUGCACCGAGUCUCAUACAUGAGUUCUACAGCUUCAAAGAAGCGGACCCAACCGACCCAGCAACGCAACAGAAGAUUUCGAACAUCGUGACUCGAGCUCUCAUCUUGCUGGAUAAGGUGUCUGCAUGGUAUGAAUGUUUCGCCCGGACUGUGCCACUUCCAUACGAGGUCCUGUCGUCUACAGGGGAUACGGUGUUCCCAGUUGUGCUCGAAUAUUCAGACGUUAACAGCGGUACUAUAUUUUGCAGCUACUAUUCCUACACGAUGCUUCUUCAUGAGAUCCUGAAAACGUGCGGCCAUCCUGGCAACCAUGCAGCCAUGAUCGUCUACUUUCGGGAUCUGAUUUGUAUGUCAGUCGAGUAUAAUACUCGCGGGAUCCUAGGGCCGUAUCGAAUGGGGUUCUCCCUACGAGCGGUCUAUGAAACAGCCGACCCUAUAACUAUGGAAUGGCUUAAGGGUUGGUUAGAGCGGCUUUCCAAAGUUUAUGCAGUGGUACAUCCGCAAAACUAUCGGUAG